Molecule: messenger RNA, 633 nt
Organism: Clonostachys solani
Lineage: Eukaryota; Fungi; Ascomycota; Sordariomycetes; Hypocreales; Bionectriaceae
Source: the annotation of a GenBank genome assembly
AUGGCCCCCAAGAUCCUAGUCGUUCUCACCAGCGUCGAUAAGAUCGAGUCUAUCAACAAGCCCUGUGGGUGGUUUCUGCCCGAAUUCUCUCACCCCUAUGAUAUCCUCGCUGCCAAGGCCGAUAUUGUAGUCGCCUCGCCAAAGGGCGGCGUAGCUCCACUCGACCCUGCCUCCCUCGAAUUCUCUAAGGAUGAUGAGGCUGCGAUGUCUUUCUAUAAGAACAAAUCUGCUGUAUGGGAGAACACUGCUCCAGUCAAGGAUUUUCUUGGCAACACGGAUGAAUACGCCGCCUAUUCUAUCCAGCUCGUUCAGGAGUUCGUCGCCGCUGGGAAGCCUGUCGCCGCCGUCUGCCACGGCCCUGCAGCAUUUGCCAACGUCAAGGGCCCGGACGGUGAAUAUCUCGUGAAGGGCAAGACUGUAACUGGUUUCACGAAUGUAGAGGAGGAUGCCAUGCAAAUGACAAGCGCUAUGCCGUUCCUGCUGGAAGAUGCACUCGUGAACGCCGGUGCCAAGUUUGUCAAGACUGAACCCUGGGGUGAGAAGGUCGUCACUGAUGGGCUUGUGAUUACCGGGCAAAACCCUGCCUCCGCUGCUGGUGUUGGAAAGGCCAUCCUGCAGUCUCUUGGGAUUUAA